UAAAGGAGUCUGGAAAAAUGCACAGCUCUUCGGCUUUAGGAGGAAGGUUUAAUCUAUGUUUCACAUGGAGAGAUGGCAGACGUUUUGAAGUUAGAUUUGUAUGGGGUUCUUGGAGUUUCUCCCGAAUCGACGCAGAAAGAGAUAUUGAAGUCUUACAGAAAGAAGGCACUGAAGUGUCAUCCAGACAAAAAUCCAGACAACCCACAAGCAGCUGAACUCUUUCAUCAGUUGUCUAAAGCACUAGAAGUUCUGACAGAUGCAGCAGCAAGAGCAGCUUAUGACAAUACCCUCAAGGCUAAAAAAGCAGCAGAAGAAAGAAAUAAAUUGCUGGACAGCAAGAGAAAAAAAUUCAAGGAAGAUUUGGAGGCUAGGGAAAGUGCUGCAGGAUUACAGAAGGCAGCAGAUGCCACAGCUGCCAGAAAUUUGCAAGCAGAGAUAGAAAGGCUAAGGAAAGAAGGUUCUAGGUUAUUAGAAGAUGAACAAGUCAGGCUUCGAGAAGAAAUCCACAAGCAAGAUAAAGAACAAUACAAAGAAGAAAACUCGGAAGACACUACAUUGCCAAAAUUAAAGGUGAAAUGGAAGUCAAAGAAAAAUGAUGACGGUAAUGGCGGGUACUCAUAUGAUAAUCUUUAUAAUAUUUUUAAAAAGCAUGGGGAAGUUACUUGUCUCUUGGUUUCAAAUAAAAAGAAAGGCAGUGCCAUUGUUGAGUUCAAGUCUGCACACAGUGCUCUAUUAGCUGUACAGAAUGAAGUUGGGAACCCAACCAAUCCUUUGACCUUGACUUGGUUGUCUGGGCAACCCACAGAGAUGGAGCAUAGCUCGGAACAAGAUCAUUUUGCUUCCGCCAGUAAUUCACAAUCCACUGGGGAUGAUUUUGAAAGUCAGGUUUUGCUGAAAAUGAAACACAUGCAAGGAAGAAAAAGAGAGGAGCAAAGUGCACAGAAAGAAGAUUCUAAAUCUUACAACUUACAGAACCCUCCUACUAAAGAGAGAGACUUUGAAAGUGUAGUGCUUAUGAGAAUGAGGCAAGCUGAAGAAAGAAAAAGAAUAAUAGAACAGAUGCAGAAAGAAGACUUAGAAGAAGUAGACAGCACCUAACCAAAGCAUACUGUGUGGAGAUUUUUGAAAUGUAAAGACAGGCAAUGAAAUGGCUCAUGAAUAUGUUAUGUUAUACAAAAAAUUAAUGAUGAUGAUGAACAUUGCAUUUUCUUGCAUAAAAGAUAGAUGCAUGUAAGAUUUUUUGGGUAAAUUUGUUCCAUUGAGACCAUUUGAUUUAUAUGUGUAUGGCGAAGGCUGAUGGAGGAUAUUGAUAAGGAAGGUUAAUUUUUUAUAUCACCCCAAUUUGGAUCAGUUUACAAUAUUGAGUUCAUGAAACAUGAGAAGAACCUGUAUCAGAACUUACACAUAUGGAAAAGAAAAAAUGCAGUAUCACCCAACUCUUUGGACUCCCACAAUGACUUGCUUUUAUAAUAAAACCUUUCAUAUCCUUUAAUAGGAUGAUUUUUAAAGAAUAUAUAUUUUUAUCUGUAGAGAAAAUUGUACAUUCUUGUAUGUAAAUUUACAAGGUCAUCUUGAAUAAAGAAGAAUAUUGUUGGCUUUUGGGGGUCAUACCUCUGGCGUUAGAUUUGAAGCUUGAGUUGGAAUUAGAUGUUUCAUGAGAAAAAAGAAAUGAGUGGUGAUUAUAUGUUAGGUCUUUGGUAUCACUUCCCUUUCAGUCUGACUGUUGCUCUUAAAAUAUUUUAGUCCAAAACGUUUUUAAUAACAAGAUCAUAGCUUGAAAACUCCUGUACUUCCCACCUGCCCUGACUCUUGCA
Lingula anatina is the source of this 1814-nucleotide messenger RNA. RefSeq names its product dnaJ homolog subfamily C member 17. The record is from RefSeq and is a predicted model, not a curated record. Gene Ontology annotation, molecular function: RNA binding. Gene Ontology annotation, biological process: spliceosomal complex disassembly. Gene Ontology annotation, cellular component: spliceosomal complex. NCBI's taxonomy places the organism in Eukaryota, Metazoa, Brachiopoda, Lingulata, Lingulida, Lingulidae.